This is a messenger RNA of Acanthoscelides obtectus, 413 nucleotides long. The record is from the annotation of a GenBank genome assembly. NCBI's taxonomy places the organism in Eukaryota, Metazoa, Arthropoda, Insecta, Coleoptera, Chrysomelidae.
AUGUUAAAAGCUUACCUCUGUUCAUCCAUCAUGACAUCUUCUAGUUUAACUAUGUUGGAAUGGCACAACUCCUUUAGCAGUGAUAUUUCCCUAAUUGCUGUUGUUGGCACUCCUUCAUCAUCUUUUUCAAGCCUAGAAAAUAAUAGUUAUGGUUUUGAUUUCAGCAUGUAAUGUACAUCACUGACAUUUUAAAGAAUAUGUUUUUUUCAGAUAAGCAGCUAUGUAGCAUUUCUCUCUUGGUAUUUCUUCAUACCCUAACCCCUUUUUGAGGGAUCAAGUAAAAAUAACUUCAUUACAUGUUGAAAAAUUUCUUGAAAUAAAAUCCAAAUCAACAUUGAUCAUUGCUAUGUUUAUAUGUCCAUGAAAAAGGAGUCUCAACCUUUUUUCAAACCAGAUGGCUAUAAUUUGUUUUA